This is a messenger RNA of Notolabrus celidotus (New Zealand spotty), 510 nucleotides long. Its product is annotated as peptide YY-like. The coding region runs from base 95 to 397 and encodes 100 amino acids. Lineage: Eukaryota; Metazoa; Chordata; Actinopteri; Labriformes; Labridae. Gene Ontology annotation, cellular component: extracellular region. Gene Ontology annotation, biological process: feeding behavior; neuropeptide signaling pathway. The record is from RefSeq and is a predicted model, not a curated record. The transcript is spliced from 4 exons. Gene Ontology annotation, molecular function: neuropeptide Y receptor binding; neuropeptide hormone activity.
GACACAUGCUGUAUAAAACACAGCCAAUGCUGGGAGUUUGACAGUUGCAUUGGACAGAGAGAAAACAGACUUCAGCGACAUUUUGUGUUACAUUAUGAUGUUUCCUUCAAGCUCUGUGAUGACGCUGAGCAUUGUGGCUCUCUGCCUGCUGGCUUGUAUUCACCCUGGCGUAAAUACAUAUCCAGUCAAGCCUGCUGGUCCCCGAGAAGGCGCGCCACCUGAGGAACUCGCCAAAUAUUACUCAGCACUAAGACACUACAUCAAUCUCAUUACAAGACAGAGAUAUGGGAAAAGAGACACCCCAGAUACGGUGUUCUCAGAUGUGUUGCUGAGGGAGAGGGCAGAGAGUAUUCCAGGAUCAAACUAUGUCAGGUAUGAUGGACUGCCACUGUGGUGAUGCUACUGGAGCUGUCAUUUCCAGGUUGACUUUUACACAGAUGUUGCCAUGUCUGUAACUAACGUGAAAUGAGCUUCUAUUGCAUGGAAUAAAAAAAUUCUGUUAUGCAAACA